AUGCGUCUUCUUUUGCUCAUUUUGGCCAUUCUACUGAUGAUAUUACGAGAAAGUGCGGCUGAAGUCGUGGUUCGUUAUUUUUUUUCGGGAUAUUAUCUAUUUCCGCAAUUAUUGAAUUUCACAUUGUCAGAGUUAAAAUCUGUUUUUACUUCUUUUCACUUUUUUAGUCCGGAAAUCUCAAAAUUUUCAUAUCUAUAGUUCGCGAAUCCACAAAUUUUCUAUUCCGAAGCCUAACAAUGGUGGUAAUUUUACUUCGCACUUGUGAAUUUCCGGAAAAUUGGCCAGGACACUUCUUGAGAUACUAGAUGAAGAUUCUGACAGUCUCAACCUGCAAAACUGCCUAGUUUUCGAGAAAUAGGGCUAAGAGCCCCAAAAUAGCCUAAUUUCAUGAAUUUUAGGGUUGUCUUUCUCGAACACUAGAAAGUUUUGCAGGUUGAGAAUUUCAGAAUCUUCUCCUGGUACAUCGAAGAGCGUUCUGGCCGGUUUUCAGGAAAAUCCCAACCGCAAAGUAAAAUGACUUUUCUUGUGAGGAUCUGAAAUUUUUUCUUCCUACCGCCCAAAAAUUUCGGAGUUUUCAUCUUUCUGAUCCGAAAAUCUCAAAAUUUUAUACUUCCAAUGUCUAAACGGUUCAAAAUUCCCAUUUCUGAUGCCUAAUAAGCUUAUAAUUUCCAUUACGUGGUCCAUAAAUUUAAUAAAUCAUUUCAAAAUUUUCUUUUUUUAUAAUUCAAAAGUCGUUCUUUUCCUAAAAAUUGAAAUAUUGUUGCAGACGGGGACCUGUGCCGAGAAAUGCGCGGAGCAGUUUCUGCAGACGAUGGCCGACCAUCCGGAAUACACCUCCCAGCAGUUCAAAGCCAGCUCUUUGGCUUGUAUCAACGACUGUCACGACGGCAAAUUAUGA
Molecule: messenger RNA, 898 nt
Organism: Caenorhabditis auriculariae
Lineage: Eukaryota; Metazoa; Nematoda; Chromadorea; Rhabditida; Rhabditidae
Source: the annotation of a GenBank genome assembly